Messenger RNA from Anopheles merus, 835 nucleotides. Its product is annotated as protein OPI10 homolog. The transcript has 4 exons. Gene Ontology annotation, cellular component: nucleus; cytosol. Lineage: Eukaryota; Metazoa; Arthropoda; Insecta; Diptera; Culicidae. Bases 218 to 823 code for a protein of 201 amino acids. The record is from RefSeq and is a predicted model, not a curated record. Gene Ontology annotation, molecular function: nuclear import signal receptor activity; Hsp70 protein binding. Gene Ontology annotation, biological process: protein import into nucleus.
GCUCACGGACAGAGGGCGCUUCGGCUGUCAUAACAAAAGCCGAUUUCGGAGUUUGACAGCCGGGAAAUAGGACAAAAAAAGAACGAAAAUGAUAACACCAAUUCUUCGGUAUUAGGCGGCUUCUGUGUAAAUUGGCGUGCAAAUUGUAAUCUGUACUGAAAAAAGAAUAUCAAGCGUGUCUCCUCAAUAGUGUAAGCAUAGGUUUUUGUAAGCAACAAUGUUAAACGCUCUCGGUGUGAUUGUAUCCGGUCGAUUGGUUCAAACCGAUUUCCAGCAGAUAAGCGAUUCCCACUUUCUAAUUACCAUCCCGGAUGCGGACAACGUGAACCAUGUGGUUGUGUUUCUCACCGGGACCACCCCGUUUCCGGACGGUAUGGCUGGAGGAGUCUAUUUCAGCUGGCCGGAUCCGAACGCACCGCCCAACUGGCAGCUGCUCGGCUACAUUUCCAACACGAAACCGUCGGCUAUCUUUAAAAUAUCGCAGCUCAAGAAGCUGGACGAAAUAGCAGGCCAGUCCACGAUGAUGAACAACGUUUUCGGCAGCAAUCUGCCAAUCUCACAUAUCGCCCAGAUAGGUGUGUCGAUCGAGCCGGAAAGCUCGCUCGUGCAGCAAACGCCAUCGACGACAACGUCCAGCACGUACUACCAGUUCGGCCAGAAGAUAGUGGAGAACUUUUUCAACUUUGUUAGCAGCUUCUCGAUAACGCAAAGCCAAAUGACGCCGGCACCGAACGAAACGUUCGUGCCACUGUCGACGGUGCAAACGUGGUACACCAACUUCGAGCGGCGGUUGCAACAAAAUCCAAACUUUUGGAAAAACUAAAAAACGCUCGUG